This is a messenger RNA of Synchiropus splendidus (mandarinfish), 1608 nucleotides long. It is a transcript of the gene aplnra, whose product is annotated as apelin receptor a. Gene Ontology annotation, molecular function: G protein-coupled receptor activity. Gene Ontology annotation, cellular component: membrane. Bases 60 to 1145 code for a protein of 361 amino acids. Gene Ontology annotation, biological process: immune response; G protein-coupled receptor signaling pathway. The transcript has a single exon. The record is from RefSeq and is a predicted model, not a curated record. NCBI's taxonomy places the organism in Eukaryota, Metazoa, Chordata, Actinopteri, Syngnathiformes, Callionymidae.
GCCUGUGAAGAGCAGCAGCUCCUGUGAGUCACGCAACCUUGAAGGAUUGUACGGUCAGCAUGGAGACCACCACUGGGGAAUAUGUCGACAACUACGAGUACUACGAUGACAACGAGACGGCCUGCGACUACUCGGAGUGGGAGCCCUCCUACUCCCUCAUCCCCGUCCUCUACAUGCUCAUCUUCAUCCUGGGCUUGUCGGGGAACGGCGUGGUCAUCUUCACCGUCUGGAGGUCCAAGUCCAAGCGCCGGGCCGCCGACGUCUACAUCGGCAACCUGGCCCUGGCCGACCUGACCUUCGUGGUCACGCUGCCCCUCUGGGCUGUCUACACCGGCCUGGGCUACCACUGGCCCUUCGGAGUGGCCCUGUGCAAGGUCAGCAGCUACGUGGUUCUGGUCAACAUGUACGCCAGCGUCUUCUGCCUCACCUGCUUGAGCUUCGACCGCUACCUGGCCAUCGUGCACUCCCUGUCCAGUAGCAGGCUGAGGUCGCGGGGGACCAUGCUGGCCUCGCUCGGCGCCAUAUGGCUGCUGUCUUGCGUGCUGGCGGUGCCCACCCUCCUGUUCCGGACCACCGUCAAUGACCACAACAGCAACAAAACCACGUGCGCCAUGGACUUCAGCCUGGUGACCCUGAACCAGCGGCACGAGUACCUGUGGAUCGCCGGCCUCAGCCUGUCCUCCUCCGCGCUGGGCUUCCUCCUGCCCUUCCUGGCCAUGACCAUCUUCUACUGCUUCAUCGGCUGCACCGUCACGCGCCACUUCAACAACCUGCGCAAAGAGGACCAGAAGAAGAAGAGGCUGCUGAAGAUCAUCACCACCCUGGUGGUGGUGUUCGCCAUCUGCUGGACGCCCUUCCAUGUGCUGAAGAGCAUGGACGCUCUGACCUACCUGAACCUGGCGCCCAGCUCCUGCGGCUUCCUGCGCUUCCUGCUGCUGGCUCACCCCUACGCCACCUGCCUGGCCUACGUCAACUCCUGCCUCAACCCCUUCCUCUACGCCUUCUUCGACCUGCGCUUCCGAUCUCAGUGCCUGUGCCUGCUCAACCUGAAGAAAGCCAUGCAUGGCCAGAUGAGCUCCAUGUCCUCCACGCUGAGCGCCCAGACGCAGAAGUCAGAGGUCCAGUCUCUGGCCACCAAGGUGUAGGCCCGGACCCCAGAGUCAGGCCGCUGGACAGUCCUGGCUGCGAGAGGAGGAUCCAUGAACUAUGGUGGAUUUUGGGAGCUGGAGUCAGCGGGCUGAACUCCAUCACCAGUGUGGUCCACAAACUUCUCAGAGGAGACAGCUCUAUUUUUGUUUGCUGAACUUUAAAAGAAGACUUUGUUUGAGUCUUCAAGGACGCUUCACUUGAAUCCUAAAGUGACCUACACAAAUCUAUUUUUACUGUAGUGUCUCUCUCUUUGCUCACGCUGCGCUCUGUGUUCUGAAAUCUUGAGGAGAUGAUGAUGAUGGGACGGAAACCUGUUUACACUGGACCAACCGCAAGAGAAGCUGGACAGAAUCCUCAUCAGAACUCUUUUAUUGUGGAAGCACUUGUUAAUAAACGCGAGCAGGAACAUCCAGCAGAGCAGUUGUUGUUGUUGUUGUUUGCUGAGGUGGUCCCCGGCUG